AGAGAGAGAGAGAGUUAGGGAAAUGUUCCAUGGAAAAUCUGUAGAACUGAUGUAAGAGAAAGCAAGGACAGGGGCUGGAGCAAGUGAAGUGGAACUGUGACUAUAAAAACACGGAAAGAAACUCAGCAUCAGGGCUAAGUUUGGGAUAAACUGCAGACAGGACUCUGUAGUUAGGAGUUCCGACUUCUCACAAGAUCAAGGAAAAAGAACACAGGAGAAAUGCUUAUGGUUUUAUUCCUCUUUCAUCUCAGAUGUUAAGGGACUUUCUCCAAGCAGAGCCUCUGCAGAGAGCUCCAGUCUCCACUAUAACUGAAUUACACUGUAGCUUCAUUCAAGCAGUUAACGAAUAUGCUGGACCGGAGAUUGGCAAGUGCACACUUCAUCCUGGCUGUGGUUGUGAUGCUGUGGAGCUCAGGAAAGGCGUUCUCUGUGGACGUAGCAACAGAGGCUUCUGAGUUUGGAGCAGCAGGCUUGCAAUCACCAGCCACAGGCAGGGAAGAGAAAUCAGCCAUCGACCUUGCAGCUAAGCUCCUGCUUCUUGAUGAACUGGUGUCCUUGGAGAACGAUGUAUAUGAGACCAAGAAGAAGAGGAGUUUCCCCGGCUUUGGGUCUCCCCUUGACAGACUCUCAGCUGGGUCUGUAGAUCACAAAGGGAAGCAGAGGAAAGUAGUAGAUCAUUCAAAAAAGCAACGCUUUGGAAUUCCCAUGGAUCGGAUUGGGAGAAACCGACUUUCUAGUUCCAGAGGCUGACGAAUUACCUUCAUGUGUCUGGCUUGCGAGAAAUGGCACAGAACUUAUAGAAGAUGCUUCAGUGAAGUUCUUCUUUGCUCCUUGCUGGUGAACUUGUUAAAGAAUUAACCUUCUGCAAACCUUCCCAAAGCUUGAGACCCCUCAAUUCAUCAUGCCCUAGUGUUGCUAUGGUUUUAGUUAAGUCUUGCAGAUUAUUUCAGUGCAUCAAUGUCUUUGGGGGAUAUUUUUAAUGAUUCAUAAACCAUAAUGUGGUUCCCAAACCUACUUUUAAAAACAGUUGUCAAGUAUUAUAUAUUCUCUUAUCCUUAGUGCUUUUACAAUUCAGUUACUUGGUAUGCUUUCUAGAAACCUAUGGUUUAAAGACCUAAAGAGUAAUAAAAGGAGCAUGUGUACAGCAUACAUAAUGAUUUAUAGAAAGAGGGUGUUUUAAUUCUUCUGAAAUGUGUCAAAUUGCUGAAAAUCUCCCCUCCGGGCUUAGAGAAAAGGCAGUAAGUGAGUGGUUGCUUCAAGUGUGGUAGAAAGCUGUAGCAAAGGGACAUACAUUUUGAGAAAGGUGAGCAAUAGUGUUCUUUAGAAAGUAAUAUCUAAAAGUUAGUAUAAGAAAAUUAAUAUAAUUGGCCUUUGUGAAAUGUUUUGCAGAACUCUGAAUUUAAAAGAUUUGUUUGAA
This is a messenger RNA of Microtus ochrogaster (prairie vole), 1417 nucleotides long. It is a transcript of the gene Ostn, whose product is annotated as osteocrin. Gene Ontology annotation, biological process: hormone-mediated signaling pathway. Lineage: Eukaryota; Metazoa; Chordata; Mammalia; Rodentia; Cricetidae. The record is from RefSeq and is a predicted model, not a curated record. Gene Ontology annotation, molecular function: signaling receptor binding.